UUUUGGAAGAGAGCCAUGAGGAGUUGGUGCGCCCCGUGCAAAGCACUUACUCCACGACUGGAGUCGAUCAUCGCCGAGCAGAAAGGAAAAGUUCUGCUUGCCAAAGUUGACAUUGAUGAGAAUGCAGACUUGGCAUUAGACUACAAUGUGUCUGCAGUGCCAGUCUUGGUUGCCAUGAAGAACGGAAAGGUAGAGGAGAGGCUGAUUGGCUUGCAGGAUCACGACAAGCUGCGUCAGUUCGUGGGGAAGCUCGUCGACAAGCAAGCUGCUGGAUCUUCCUGAUGGGCAUGAAUAUCAGUUAUUUUAUGUUGGUAUACUUAUGUACCUGCUUUGUCUUUGUUUCAAACAUUUAACAUAAAUAUUUUAUAGCUUU
This is a messenger RNA of Bacillus rossius redtenbacheri, 373 nucleotides long. RefSeq names its product thioredoxin, mitochondrial-like. The record is from RefSeq and is a predicted model, not a curated record. The transcript is spliced from 3 exons. NCBI's taxonomy places the organism in Eukaryota, Metazoa, Arthropoda, Insecta, Phasmatodea, Bacillidae. Gene Ontology annotation, cellular component: mitochondrion. The coding region runs from base 16 to 282 and encodes 88 amino acids. Gene Ontology annotation, biological process: cell redox homeostasis. Gene Ontology annotation, molecular function: protein-disulfide reductase activity.